CGAUACUACUUUGUUUAAAAAUGGCGGUAUACGAAGUGUUUGCCCACCCAGAACUCCGACGUUAUAAGACCCAUAUAUGCACAAAGGCUUCGCUAUUGACAUUUUGUAUUUUAUUCCUCGUUUUCAUUCCGCCACUUUUCGUUGUUUAUAGAAGUUAUGGGUUCUGGAAGAAAGAAGAAUUCUAUAGAGAAGUUCCAACUGUCCAUUUUAAGAAACAGUUUCUUGUGGUUCUUGAACUAGAGCAGGAAGGGAGUUUUAUCACCUACAGUACAUAUCAAAGAUACAACCAGCUUCAGCAGCAAAAUAUCAGAAUACCACUCAUUCAGUCAAGAGAACCAGAUGAGAAUGGUGAUGGGAAAGCUGAUGGACUAGAAUUCAAACUUGAGAUGCCUCUUUUAGGAUCUGAAAAAGUUGUUGGAGCAAAGCUUCUCCUCUUUUUUGACUACACUUUGCAUAGAUUUUCAUCUUUUGGGAUGGAAUCCAUGGCAUACAUCAAUUAUGAGUCCCCAAAACCUGGAGCCAGACUGGAUGUUUAUGGUGAACUGAAUAUGAGACAGAAACAACCCAUAGGACACAGAGGCCAGGAUUUAAGAUACAGCGGUUCAAUCAUUGAUUCUACAAGUGUGUAUGCAGAAGACUAUGAUCUAGCAAACAUCUUUAAAACUUACACAGAAAGAAAUGUGACGACCCAGUUAAAUGCACCCUAUUCACUGUGGAGGAGUGGGCGAGGGGCGGGCCAGCCAUUUGUCAUCAGCAGCAACAUCACCUACACAGAACAGAUGAUUCUCUAUUACCCAGGAUUCUGGUAUAUGAUCAAGUGGGGCUGGGUGCAGUACGUGUCUGUUCUUCUUGUAUUCCUUUAUGUGUUUGACAGGAUCAAGAUCUUCAUCUUCCAAAACCAGCUUGUGACGACCAUAGUGGAAAAGCCAUGGAAAAGGGAAAAGAUGUCCUGAUGUAGACAGGACUAGACCUAGUGAUCAAUAACUGCAGGAUAUCAGUAGAGAAUGAAUAGGGACACUGUUUGAUAUUAUGCUCAGGACUGAAGGCUUAGGAAUGGAAGUUUAAGGAAGUGUGGCUAGUGAACUGAAUCAUGUUUGUUGGUGAAGCUGUCAAAGACUACAGAUGAUAAUUGCUGCUCGGACAUUCUCUAUCUUACUGAUAUUAGAAGAAUUGCAAAUUCUUUAUGAUCUGUUACUGUGGAGUUUCACUGUAGAUAACUAUGCAAACUUUUAAUUAUGAGAGAAAGAUACCAUAUGCAUAUCAAAGUGUUUUCAUGUAAGUACAUGUAAUGUUAUACAUCUACAUGUAGAUAAUGUAAACUUGUGCUACAUUUGUCUCAGCAUCUGUAUGGUUGUCGGUAUACAUGAACAUGUAACCAUAGAACGUGAUUUGAGUGAGUGAUAUUUUUAUUUAUUGAAUUUUUUAUAGUAAGACAGUUGUAAAUAUUUUAAUGGUCAUUUUUGUAAUAAAAUUAUCAUACAACAUG
Magallana angulata is the source of this 1486-nucleotide messenger RNA. Its product is annotated as transmembrane protein 231-like. The record is from RefSeq and is a predicted model, not a curated record. Gene Ontology annotation, cellular component: ciliary membrane; ciliary transition zone. The transcript has 7 exons. Gene Ontology annotation, biological process: cilium assembly; regulation of protein localization. NCBI's taxonomy places the organism in Eukaryota, Metazoa, Mollusca, Bivalvia, Ostreida, Ostreidae. The coding region runs from base 21 to 953 and encodes 310 amino acids.